Messenger RNA from Rangifer tarandus platyrhynchus (Svalbard reindeer), 303 nucleotides. Lineage: Eukaryota; Metazoa; Chordata; Mammalia; Artiodactyla; Cervidae. The record is from the annotation of a GenBank genome assembly.
AUGUUCUUUAAAAAGCUUCUGGUGCCCUGGGUCUUCCCAUCAGUUAAGAGCUUCCGGAUGCAGGGGUUUAAGGAGGAGCCUUUCCAGCAAAUUCCCUGGGUGCCCACCCCACCCCACCCCGAGCCCUGCAAAGGGGCCCAUUCCCCAGGCUGCUGUGGGACCCCUCCGUGGGAGCUCCAGUCCCAGGCGUACUGCUACCCAGGAGGAGACCACGCCCCAUUAAGGGCAACGUGGAGAACGAGGGAUAAUCUGAGAAACAAGCCAAGGAUAUUGCAGGGCUGUCCCCCUCCCCAGCGGCCCUAA